This is a messenger RNA of Toxotes jaculatrix (banded archerfish), 4298 nucleotides long. Its product is annotated as interleukin-31 receptor subunit alpha-like. The transcript is spliced from 16 exons. Gene Ontology annotation, molecular function: protein binding. NCBI's taxonomy places the organism in Eukaryota, Metazoa, Chordata, Actinopteri, Toxotidae. The record is from RefSeq and is a predicted model, not a curated record. The coding region runs from base 1360 to 3690 and encodes 776 amino acids.
GUGCAUACAAACAAGGAAUUUGACUCCGGUUUUUCUUUGCUCUCAGACAGUACAGAACAAUGACACAACCAACAGAACAACAACUUUUUUUUUUGUUUCCUACAAAUACCAAUAGUGCAAUGGGUGCAAUGUGGAUAGUGCAAAACUAUAUACAUAUACAAUAUAUUCAGACUGUUGAGAAAACUUAUGUGCAGGUUGUAGUGCAAAUGUAGUGGACAAUGCAAUAGCCCACUUGCUGGUGUGUGUCCUUUGUUUGCACACAAGCCAUUACAAGAAAAUACGUAAUUACUUCUGAGAAAUAGAGAGUGGUAGUCUUGAAUCAUAGUUCAUGGAACAUGCCCUCAUCCACAUAAAACAUGUAAUGUUCGAAUGUUAUUGUUCAGAUUGGUCUGACCAUUUACAGUUAGGCAGAAUACAAAGCCCCUGGGUGAAAUUGUUUGCAGGAAGAGGUGAGUGGACCCCAUAAAGACUAGCACUGAUGCAUCAGCUGAGGAGGAUCCUAAUAACUGAUAAGUAGCUAGAAAUAGAUUUCCCCUACAGCCCUUAUUAUGUUACAUAGAUUAACCCAGAACUGCCCAGUAGUCUUGUUCUUGUUACGGAUGAAUCCAAACUUGGGGGUUGGGGGGACUCACAACCCAUGAUCAGUUAAUCUGGGAAUUAUUUUUUCGUUUGGUGUGUAUAAUGUGCAAAAAUAGUGAAAAAUGCCUAUUGUAGCCCAAUUUCCCCCAGUCCAUGGUUAGGACUUAAGAUGUUGUGUUUUUGAUUGUACAGAAUAUUUCUAGUAUUUGUAUCGAUUUUUCCAACGGACAAAAUUCUGAGAUCAAAACUGACUCGUAAGCUGCUUGUUUGAAAUGAUUGUGGUAAUUAUUUAUUUAUGUUUCGAAGUAGGCUACUUUUAGUGUCCGGUCUUUCACUCUUUUGUGAAUCCAUUUGCGCACUUCUGCAUACGGCGCAGCCAAACGUGCGCCAGGCAGUUAGCAUUUACUGUAUACAAGCCGAGUGUGAUUUAUUGUUAAUCAUAAUUUAUGGCCAUAACUGGCGUCUCUUGCGUUGCUCGGGGACCAAACAGACUCAGAAGCAACUCUUCGAAGCAGUCCACAAAUUACUUCACUUCCUCUUAGUUCGCUGUGUCUCCAGUUGGGUAAUACCUCCCGUUUAUUUCAGGGUUUGCUUCAGUUCCCGUUACUUGAUGGUUAAUGAACAGCUAGUGGGGAAAUGCACUGCAGUUUAGUGCACAGUCUGCCGUUACAGCAACGAAAAGGCGAUUUUAAUACUUUUGUCUAACGCUUCUGGAUAUCUGACGGCUUUAAUGUAUCUUGAAAAGCGAUUUCUUUGAGCUUUAGUAAUAGGAUAAAAGAAAUGUAUGCCUUUUUUGUCACGUUUUUUGUGGUUGUAAUCCUCUCCAUUUGUGAAGUCCAGCGAGCAGACACCUGCGAUGUUACCCCUAAGGAUCAGUACAUUGAAGUGGGAUCUGAUGCGGAGGUAGUGUGCCACACCUGUAUCGGUGGCAGAGUCUUCUGGACACUGAACACCAGACCCAUCAAAGAAAGUCUGUCAAAAGCCAUCAACUCCUCACACACAGUACUGACACUAAGGAACUUCACCUACCACAGUGCUUUGGUACAGUGCCACAGUUCAGAUACUCAGCAAAUCCUUGGAGGCACCACCAUCACAGCCUACUCAAAACCCAGCAAAAUAUCAUGCAUAUUGCAUUAUGAAAAUCAGGUGCGAGGUGUACCACAACUGUUCACAUGCAGCUGGGAGCAUCAGAUUCAUUCUUCACAGAAAAUAAACUACACUGUACAUGUUUCCCAGAGUGAAAUCUGCAGCUCACAAAAAACUACAUGUACAUCCAGGGAAAUACAUGGAUCUAAUAAAAUACAUUUGAACAGAAACUUCAGUGUUACUGUGACAGCUAAAACUACUUUCUGGGAAGCCCGCUCCAACCCUGAAGAAUUUGACCCUGGCAGAAUAAUAAAAAUGUUUCCUCCAAGAUUAAAUGUAAACGCCUCGCCUGGUGAGCUCUUGGUUAUGCUGAAAAGCUCAAUAAAAAAGACUCACUGUCAAGUUAAAUACAGCAAGGCUGUCAGCGAGGGAACUUCAGAGAAGGUGCUCAAUAAGACUCUAAAUCCUAAAGAAAUUGGGAAUGUUAUUAUAAAUGGGGAAUCCUGCCGUGACUACAACGUUUCAGUCCGCUGUGCUUUAGACAAGGCCCUCUGGAGCGACUGGAGCCAGACGACAGUUCGAACCCCACUAAAAAAGAAUGAUGUCGAGCUGCUCCUGUGGAGAAAGGUAGCUGAACCUGAGAAAAAUGGAGUUCGAAAAGUUCAUACCAUGUGGAUGGAGAUUCCUCCAACAUGUGAAGGCACAUUUACCUACACUAUCAAAAAGAUUCACCUCAAAGAAGACAUGACUGCAGUAAAUUAUACAGAUACUUUAUGCAGCAAUUCAACUUGUGACGUGGAUGUGAACCAAGAUGCACACAGAUUAAAUCUCACAGUCUUCCAAAAGGAAUCCCUGGUUGCCGAGGACUCUGUUUAUGUUCCAGCCAUUGGAGAGCGCCUCCCUCAGGUUACUGAAAUCCAGACUUCAACCGCUGAAGGUGUUAUUCUGGUCAGCUGGAAGGCUCCUGCUCAGCCUGUCAGAGGUUACAUGAUCGACUGGACCCAUAAUGGAAAUCAGUAUCGUUGGAAGGAGAGCAAAUACACUAACACAACUCUGGGUGACCUCCUGGAUAAGAAGCCAUACAAUAUCACAGUAACUCCCCUCUUUGAUGACAUGACAGGCCAUGGCACACAGGCCCUUCAGAUCUGCUCCAGAGUAGGAGUUCCAGGAAAUGUCAAAUCCAUCUCUGUUCAACCUUAUGACAAAAGUGUCCACGUGAAAUGGAAUACAGACUCACAGGAGGAAUGCAGUGGUGAUGUUAUCAACUACACAAUCUUCUACAGUACUCAGAAAGGACCAGUGCUCAAUGUUACUGUAAAUAGCACGAAUCAGGACAUCUUUUUAAAGGAUCUGCAUCCAGACACCCCAUACAGCUUCUACAUCGAAGCCACAGGUCUUACUGGAACUACCAAAAGCAGCGAGAGGUCCUUUAAAACCAAUAUAUUUGAUCAGAGGCUCAUCACAACACUCAUUGUCUCUGGAAUCAUCGUUACAGUCCUUGUGUUAUCUCUUGGAUUAUGCUGUGCUAUUCAAUGGAAGAAGUUCAGGGAGAAGCCGGUGCCUAACCCAGGCCUCAGCUCUCUGGCAUUGUGGCCAGGUCAUCAAAAGGGAGUGUGCCCCUUCCAGGCAUUCAAUAAUCCAUCUGAAAGCUUCUGUGAAAGAGUUUACACAGAGGAAACUCAGAGAAUAUCCACCCCUCCACUUGCUACAGGCUGUAAUAGCAAGCGAACCAGUGACCAGACUGUGGAAUAUACUGACCCAGCCAUUCUUGCAACAGACGCACAGAAAGGGAAAACAUUACAACUUGUAGAGACAGAGCAUCAUAAUUCUUCUGGAGAAUCCACAGCAUUACUGUCUUCAGAAAACAGCCCAUUCAACCCAUACAGAAGUCAGAGUUCUGUGGAAACUCCUGCCCUAAUGACAAAUAAACAACAUAAGCAUAUGUCAGUGAAACAGCAAGAAAAGACAGCACCAGUGACUGUUUACGUCACUCUGAACAUGUUUGAACAAGGUCAGGGCAGGUGAGAGCUGUGGAAACACAACUAAUAACAACAAUCCAAGCAUCAAGAUAUUCAAGCAUAUCAACUCUGAAUAAAGCUUUCCAAAGUUCAUCUUUCCGAAGACUUCCAUAGUGGUAUGUUGCCUGGCACUGUGUCCAAUGUGGAAUCAAAGUAAAAAAUAAUGGCUGUAAUAUUAGCUCAGACUUUGUCAACCAGGUAAUAAAAUGCAGUGUGUCAUGUAAAUUUCAUGUACAUUUUGCUACUGUCUAUUCUUUAUAUCGAAACAAACAUGUAAUAUUUAUGGCUAAACAAUGUGUGUAGUGGCAGGUUUAUUAAAUCAACCUGAUGGACAUAUACUGAGAUAAUUGUCUAUGCCUCUAGGAAUAGUUUUUCAUUUGAAAGGACUUAAGCUAUUUGACUGAUGUUCAGCAGUGACAACAUCCACACCAUAAUGUUUACUGAUUAAUCACACUGAUGCCAACAUUGUGCAGCAGAGGCUGACAUAUGUAUACGUACAGAUUGUAUAAUAAUAUACAAUAACCUCCUCCAGCUCGUGCAGUGACAGCAUGCAAAUGUAAAAAGUGGAACUGAUAUUUUGUUGUAACCAUAAUAAAAAUUAGCUAUGUAUCAUAA